UAAGCCUCCCGUGCUAACGUGAGCCACCCGAGACAAUUUAACCUACACCCACCACCACCAUGCCUAUGCCUGUAGGUUCAAUCAAAUUCACCAAUUUCACUUUCCUCCACCCUCUCAAACCCUACAAAUCCCUUCCAAAUUCCUCCUCCCCGACGACAAUUCUCCGGCCAAACCUCUCCUCCGUCUGCUGGCGCAGCACAAUCCCGCGCGCAACCGCCGAGCAGCGUCCAAUCACUUGGCGGAUUUCCGGUGGCCAGAAAUCUCGCCCCUUCUCCUCCGGUUCUGUAAACGGAGGGCUUAAAGGGAAGUUAUUUUGCAAUUCGAAGACUAAAAUGUGCGCCACCGUCAAUGGCAAGGCCGACAACCAAUCGGACGUUCCGCCGUCUCGAGAAAAUCACGAGAAGCCGCCGGCAGAGCAGUCGCAAUUGCUCACCUUGCCUACAAUGUUGACGAUUGGCCGCGUCGCCGCCGUGCCUCUCCUUGUCGGCACCUUUUAUGUCGAGAGUUGGUGGGGACCUGCUGCUACGACUGUUAUUUUCAUUGCGGCAGCCUUUACGGAUUGGCUUGAUGGAUUCCUUGCUCGAAAGAUGAAUUUGGGAACUCCGUUUGGUGCAUUUUUGGAUCCAGUGGCUGAUAAGCUUAUGGUUGCUGCCACCUUGAUCUUGUUGUGUACCAGACCUUUUGAAGCUGGUAUUUUUGGGCAAGCGCCAUGGUUACUGACCGUGCCUGCUAUUGCCAUAAUUGGUAGAGAGAUAACUAUGUCUGCGGUUAGGGAAUGGGCUGCUUCUCAGGACAAAAAGCUUCUAGAGGCUGUCGCGGUUAAUAAUUUAGGCAAAUGGAAAACUGCUGCACAGAUGAGUGCAUUAACCAUCCUCUUAGCUACCAGAGAUGGCAGUCUUGUUGGGGCAGGAACAUUUGCCGAUUCAGGGGUACUAUUGCUAUACAUUUCAGCAUGGCUUGCAUUAUGGUCAUUAGUUGUUUAUGCAAGAAAGAUAUCAAAAGUGCUGUUAAGGUAGUAGCAACUCUAUUCGUAUUAAUCAGCUGCAAGAGAAGCAAGAAGCACAUCUGUUGCCUUAUCAAGAAAAACACGUCUAUCUAGAAACGGAGGGAAAACGAAUACGUGACGAGAUUCUUUAGCAUUAUAUAGGUUUAGAUCAAUCAAUCUUGUGAUAAGUUAUGGUCCAGUGAUGCAAAAAAAAUGUCGAAUAAAAUGAUUUUUUUCUUUUUUUUAAUUAUUUAUAAUCGAGCUCAAUCAACGGCCAGUAAUAAUUCCGCCUGUUGCAUGUUUUCCCUUGUUCUAGUAAUCAUGUUCUCUGUGGAUGGAAGUUGGUGCAGAUGCUGUUAAUCAAUCAUUUGUUUAAUUGAUUAAGCAGCAGCUUCUUCUUCUAUAUAUUGUAUACAUAUUAAAGUGGUUGGCUUAUUGAUCAUCCUUUAAAGAUUGA
Erythranthe guttata (spotted monkey flower) is the source of this 1442-nucleotide messenger RNA. Its product is annotated as CDP-diacylglycerol--glycerol-3-phosphate 3-phosphatidyltransferase 2. Gene Ontology annotation, cellular component: membrane; chloroplast envelope. Gene Ontology annotation, biological process: glycerophospholipid biosynthetic process. Gene Ontology annotation, molecular function: CDP-diacylglycerol-glycerol-3-phosphate 3-phosphatidyltransferase activity. NCBI's taxonomy places the organism in Eukaryota, Viridiplantae, Streptophyta, Magnoliopsida, Lamiales, Phrymaceae. The record is from RefSeq and is a predicted model, not a curated record.